CACGACACAGCCCUGCACCGCCACGCCGCGUCGCGCCGCCAGCGGCGUCCCAUCCAGGCUUUCCAGCCGCCAUGACGAGGAAGCACGCGGGCCCCGGCGUCCUCCGUGCCCUGGUGGCCGUCGCCGCCUCCGUCGCGUCCCCCUCGGCCUCUCGCUCUCCUCCUCGGCGCGCCGCGCCGUUCCUCGCCGUGCUCCUCCGCCGUGGCCGCGCCGAGGCCUCCGCGCGCCUCAACCGCCUGCUCCGCCUGGUGCCCCUCCCGGAAUCCCCAGCACUCCUCUCGUCCCUCCCUUCCGUCCGCGACGCCGUCUCCUACAACACCGUGCUCGCGGCGCUCUGCCGCCAGGGUGGCUGCCUCGACGCCGCGCUCUUCCUCCUCCGCGUCAUGGCGCACGAGACCCGCCCCACCGCCGUCUCCUACACCACCCUCAUGCGCGCGCUCUGCGCCGAACGUCGCACCGGCCAGGCCGUCGGGCUGCUUCGGGACAUGCAGGCCUCCGGCGUCCGCCCCGACGUGGUCACCUACGGCACGCUCAUCCGUGGCCUGUGCGACGCCGCGGACGUCGACAAGGCCGUCGAGCUGCUGCGUGAGAUGUGCGAGAGUGGCAUCGAGCCUAACGUGGUCGUGUACAGCUGCUUGCUCCAGGGGUACUGCAAGGCUGGGCGGUGGGAAUGCGUAAGCAAGGUGUUUGAGGAAAUGUCCGGCAGGGGUAUUGAGCCAGAUGUUGUGAUGUACACUGGUCUGAUCGAUAGCCUGUGUAGAGAAGGGAAGGUGAAAAAGGCAACACAGGUGAUGGACAAGAUGAUGGAGCGGGGUCUGGAGCCAAAUGUAGUGACUUACAAUGUGUUAAUCAAUUCUAUGUGCAAGGAAGGGUCAGUGAAGGAGGCGAUGAGUUUGCGGAACAAUAUGUUGGAAAAGGGGGUGGCGCUGGAUGCUGUGACAUAUAACACGCUGAUCACGGGGCUAUCUGGUGUGCUCGAGAUGGAUGAGGCGAUGGGGUUGCUAGAGGAGAUGAUUCAUGGUGAAACUAUGGUUGAGCCUAAUGUGGUUACAUUCAACUCGGUUAUCCAUGGACUUUGUAAGACUGGUAGGAUGAGACAAGCAUUCCAGGUUCGUGACAUGAUGGCUGAGAACGGGUGUGCGUGUAACUUGGUGACAUUUAAUCUGCUGAUUGGCGGACUCCUUCGAGUCCACAAGGUAAAGAAGGCUAUGGAGCUGAUGGAUGAGAUGGCUAGUUCUGGAUUGGAGCCUGAUUCAUUCACCUAUAGCAUAUUGAUAAAUGGUUUCUGCAAAAUGUGGCAAGUUGACCGUGCAGAAAGCCUAUUGUCUAAAAUGAGACGUGACGGAAUAGAGCCUGAGCUAGUUCACUAUAUCCCUUUGCUUGCGGCUCUGUGUGAACAGGGUAUGAUGGAGCAGGCUAGGAAUUUUUUUGAUGAAAUGCAUAAGAACUGCAAGCUAGAUGUUGUUGCAUAUAGCACUAUGAUCCAUGGUGCUUGCAGAUUAAGGGACAGGAAAAGUGCAGAAGAGUUUCUUAAACAUAUGCUUGAUGAGGGGCUGAUUCCUGAUUCUGUGACAUAUUCUAUGCUAAUCAACAUGUUCGCAAACUCAGGAGACCUAGGAGCAGCAGAGAGGGUGCUUAAACAGAUGACUGCAAGUGGCUUUGUACCUGAUGUUGCUGUAUUUGAUUCAUUGAUCAAAGGUUAUGGAGCUAAAGGUGACACCGAGAAGGUUCUAGAGUUAAUUCGUGAAAUGACAGCCAAGGAUAUAGCUCUUGAUUCAAAAAUUAUUUCAACUAUUUACACUUGUCUGGUUGCAAACAAUGAAGGCAAAGCGUUAUUGCAGAGUGUGCCUGGUUUUGAUACAGAAGUAUCAAAGGGGGCCGUCAUCUCGUCCCAUGAGUUAACGAAUAUGCUACAUAAAUUGUGCAAUAAAGUUGAACCUGCCGUUGCCUGCUGAGCCGCGAUUCCAAUUCAGGUGCCAGUGCAGGCCAUGUCGUGAAAGAGCAAAGCUGUUAGAAACCACAUGUGAGAGCAGAAGUACAUAUUCAAAUUAUCAAAUCUGGUGCACACUUAUUUGUCACACUGUUGGUUAAGUGCUGCCUUCAAUUUCAUGUGGUAUGGAAAUUCGGUGUCUUCGAGAAGUUUUGGAAUAUUGCAACUUUAAGUACCUUCUGGUAAAAAGACAAUUAGAGUAUUGUCAUCAAAGAUGGUAUCUUGGUGAAUGCAGGAGGGAGAAUGGCCAUUGUCACCAAGUUUCCAGAUGAGCAUUUUUUUUCAUAUGAUCGCUUCCAUUACCAGGAUAACGGAAGAACACUAGUUCACCACACACAGAGUUUCCAGAUGAGCAUGACCACAACAUCCAGUCAGUCACUGGUGGAGUUUAGUUGAUCCAGUAGGGGCCAUCGCCCCACCAGCAAAUGUGCAACACUAGUGAAUAUGCAUCAGGAUUUUAGAUGCCAGAGCUAGUUGUAAUGCAAAGUUACUGACUAACUCAUGUGUACUCAAGGCUAGUCCCCCCUUGAUUUGCCCUCAAGCUCCACCACUGCAUCCAGGCAACCACGGUUACAGGGCUAUCAACCAAUCCUUGUAGGGGUAUUCACUGGUUCCACAACCAACUGAGAUUGUCUGGUCCAAACCGCACAACUUUCAGGUAUGGGAGUCAAAUUAACCAGAUCCGUCUGUCUACACGAUAUCCUACUGGGUGGUACGGGUUGCUACUUGCAACCCAAAGUUCCCACCAGACUGAGUUGUGCGGUGGAGUGGUUGACAGCACCAAGUCAGAUCAAGGUACAUAACUCGUCGGUUGUGUUUCCUUGGCAUGCCACUACCUCCAGGCCAAGAGUGUUUCUAUCAGUGACAACCAAGGGGUCAACAAGCAUGCCUGCUUACGUGCCACUCACCUCUGCAGCCGACGUUCUGAAGACAUUGGCGUCAGAGUUGGACUUGUCAGCUGAGGAAGUGUGCAUCUGUAUGACUGUAUGUCCAAGCCCUAGUGUGGGUAAUGCUUAUCUCUUUCUAGCCCUAGUUAUCAUUGAUUAUUUAUUUUUGUUGUUAGUAGCUUCCUGGUCGGAUUAAAAAAAAAAGUGUUUUCCCGUCUUAUUCCUGCUCUCAAUUUGCUAACUCAUUUUUUUGUUUUGUUUUACCUGAUUUACCUCGAAAACGAUAGGGGUGUUUCUAUUGUACUUAGUUACGCAGUACUAUUUUUAUGGUCCACAUUUUUGUUAAGACAGCAUGACCUACCAUGCGCAUAUUCAGACUUUGACAGGUUGAGAAGAUA
This is a messenger RNA of Brachypodium distachyon (stiff brome), 3275 nucleotides long. RefSeq names its product pentatricopeptide repeat-containing protein At4g28010. Gene Ontology annotation, molecular function: protein binding. The coding region runs from base 72 to 1955 and encodes 627 amino acids. The transcript is spliced from 2 exons. The record is from RefSeq and is a predicted model, not a curated record. NCBI's taxonomy places the organism in Eukaryota, Viridiplantae, Streptophyta, Magnoliopsida, Poales, Poaceae.